This is a messenger RNA of Funneliformis mosseae, 872 nucleotides long. The record is from the annotation of a GenBank genome assembly. Lineage: Eukaryota; Fungi; Glomeromycota; Glomeromycetes; Glomerales; Glomeraceae.
CAAUUGCAUCUACAGGAACUUUAAAAACUAAUACAAUGUCAUCAACAACACCAAGUAUGAUGGAUGGUUCUUCAAGUUCGGAAAAAACGAUAGAAGAAUCAUAUAUGAUGUUAAAAGGAAAUAAUGAAUCAACAGAUGAUGAUGAAGCAGAUCCAUUUAACAAAUUUUGGGAUAUUGUUGAAGGGUUGGUUCAAAAAAUCUCUAAUCCUGUUGCCUUCGCUACGGUACCUCUUAAUGGUGCUUACUCUCGAGCAACAUUAGACCAGAAUAUCGUUCAACCUACUUUACCAAUUCAUUAUAAUACCGUAAACGAGAAUAUUGUGGAUGAUUCUAAAGUUGAAGAGCUAAAUGCAGCAAUGAUGGAAUCAUUUUAUAUUAUACCCAAGGACCAGAGGCUUAAUUCACGAACUGGAAUGCCCCCACAAACUUCAUCAUCAUCAACCCCAUCGACUCCUAUUCCUUCUGAUGAUAAAAACUCAACAAAAACUUUAGAAGAGUAUUCUAUUGAGAAUAAGCAACUCAAGGCUAUAAUAGAUAAGCUUUCAAAGAGAAUGUUAAGUUAUGAAAAGGCUGCAGAAGAAAAUAAUAUGUUGAAAAGUAGUAUUUUACAAUUCAAAAAUGACGUUCAAAAACAGGCAAAGCGAAUAAAAGUAAAGCAAACAUCUCCUGAAAUUGGUAAUGCUCAUCUUCAAAAACGUAUAAAAGAGCUAGAAGAAGAAAAUCUUGUAUUGAAAUCUGAAAAAGAUAAACAGCAUGAACAAAUUGCAAAAUAUAAAGAUCGAUGGGAAAAGUUAAAGGAAUCUGCUAAGAAGAAACGAGUUAAUAAGCAAGUUGAAGCAUCACAAAUUGAUAAUUCUUCUCAUCAAAUUUGA